ACUCCUGAAGGCAAGGCGUGGGGCACCUUUUUAUGUAACAAACACUGAUCUCUUGCUACUAAACAUGUGGAUGGCUAAACGUCUCCUAUCGUCUUUAGUUCUCAAAGGACAUUAUAGUCUGUUUUGCCGUCCUCCUAGCUCAUUGCCUGAAUAUGAGCUGAGAUUCCUGCACCGCACCUUUUGCAGCAGGAGCAGAAUCAUGGCUGCUGGGUUUGACACCCUACAUGUAUCCGUUUCCUCUGAAGUAUGCCAGGAAGAUAGCAAACCCCUGGACAUAUGUUAUACAGCAGAGCAGCGAGCUGUCAUUCUCCAACGACUCAAUACAGCCUCCGAGUCUGAACUGGCCCAGUUCAAACUUCUUAGAGGGCGGAAAGCCGUCAACAUUAUCGACUACAGAACCAGACAUGGACCAUUCAACGAUCUGGAGAGUGUAAUUAAUGUGCCCUUACUCAAACACAAGAGCGCUGUCACAGUCUUUAACUCCAUCCUUAACCCAGCUGAGAAGAAGGAGAGGAGAAAGGGAAAAGUUCAUGUGGCUAAAUUUAUUAGACCUGAAGUUGACAGAGCUUUGUUGAAGGAUGCAAGCUCCAUUGUGUCCAUUGUGUGUGGCACUGAUAAAAUUGCAUGGACACAUAUGGAUCAGUCAAGGACAGUGUUAGACUGGCAGCAAGCAGAGUGCAAGAGUUUUAUGAAAGGAACAUACAUGGCAUCAGAUUAUUUGGAUGAUAUCUUUACUACAAUAUCAAGCUUUCCUGCUGCUGACUUCUUUGUGGUGGAGAAGUCAAGCAUAUCUCCUCAGAACACUUCUCUUUAUCCGGUCAUGGCCCACCUCAGGACAGUAGAGGCCAUGCUAUUUGCUUUGCUCACCCCACCGAGGGAACCAGGGAGCCCACCAAAAGUCCUUAACAUGAUGCGUACAGCAGUUGGUCGCCAUUUCGGCUUGAUGGUGGGGGAAAGUCGGACAAGUGGUGCUCAGACAGUGAAGAAGAUGAUGACAGAGUCUGUAUUAAAGCAAGAUCCAUGGGUUCUUUUCCCUCAUGACUUGGUCCUAAGGCACAGGAACUCCUUUCAGAUGAGCAGUAAGAACAGAGGAGAAGAGCUGUGUGAUGCUCUUCUGCAGGCUGUUGCAUUUUUUGAACUCCUGAGGGAGUGAAUCACUAAUGGAUGACUUAUAUAUAUUUUUGACCUGAUCAGCUGAAUGCCAGCAAGUUCCUUAUCCCUGGGAUUGAGUAAGACAUCAGAUGAUGUCUUACUGCAUGAGCAAUGGAUUAUGCAAUAUUUGAAAACAGUUGUUUUAUACACUGCUACCAAUUCCUCUUAUCCAUCUCCUCUUUGAAGGUUAAUUAGUGUCAAUGUUGCUCUGAUGUGAUAAAGGAUUUUAUGUAGUACUUUUUCCUAAAUAUUAAACUAGAACCCAGUCAUUCUCAGGACAUAUAUACUUAGUAAAUUUGUUUUCUCUCUGGUCAGCUAUUUAAGGUUGUUUAUAAGGAAUGUGGUUAAUUUUAAAAUUAAAUCUAAGCAAUUCAGUGGUUAGGAAACUAAGAAGAAACUAAAUUUAGUCGGUCCUGAGCCCCUGUAUCGAAACAUUUAACAUGACAAGACCAACAGGUGACCAUUAGAAACGGGAAAUAAAUGCAACUCUCUAUUUUAUCAAUAAAUGCAGAACAGGUAGAGGCUAUAUACAAAUUAACUAAACUGAUGAGAGUGUGUGAUGCAUUAUUGCACUGAAGUAGAUAAAGUCAUUGUGAUUUCCAGGCCUGGAAAAGUAAUUUUUUAUAUAUAUUAUAUAUAUAUAUAUAAAAAAAAAAAAUUUUAUAUAAGAAAAUCUUGUCAUAGCAAUUUGUAGAUUGAAAUGAAAUUUUCCUAGCUAUGCUCUGCUGAAAAAUAUCUUACAGGUUAGAAAAUGCUACUUGUGAGUUCAAAACUUACUUAUCCAGUAAGGAUAGUAACUAGAAAAGUCAUGAUCAUUUAUUUGUCAAAAGGUGGGGAACCCUGCAGAUAUUGUAGUGCAAGUAUAGGGAUGCGGUAUUGCAUAUUGGCUAGUAUUACAGGGUGAGGUAGAUGUAACAAUGUGCAAAAGUUUAACAGAUUAAAGCAGAAAGUUAUUCCCUUUGGUAUAAGUAGUGGUAUAUGUCUAUGGAAAAUGUAGAUAGAUAGACAGACAACUUUAACUCUUCUGGGAAGGCUUUCCACUAUACUGUAUAUGUAACAUGGCUGUCAGAAUUGUAUUGCAUUCAGACACAUGAGCAUCACCGAGGUCAGGAAGUGAUAUUGGGAAAUGAGGCUUGGCUCACAAUUGGCAUUCCAGUUCACCAAAGACAUGCUCAAUGGGGUUCAGAUCUGGGCUUUGUUCUGGGCAGUCAAGUUCUUCCACUUCAGAGUGCAGACACCGUUAACUAUUUCUUUAUUGACCUUGCUUUGUGUGCAAGGGUAUUGUCAUGCUGGAAUAGAAAAUGUCAAGCUGUUGGCUGGCUUUUGUCCUUCAGUCUUGGGAUUAAUUGACUCUUGCUGAUCAGAAGAUUGAGAUAAAAGAGGUGUAGGAAAGAUAUUGUCAAUGUUAGAAUAACGUAGACAUUCUCCUAUCCUCUUGGCCAACAUCUCCAGACUCCCAAUAUUUUCCAUCUCAGUCCAGGAUCCACACUGUGUGAUUUAGGAGAAAAUACAAGCAUCAACUAAAUUAAUUUAGGCUAAGGAUCAAUCCAAAAAGAAAAUAUAUAGAUUUAGUAAUUUAAACUUAAUUUGAUAAAAUCAUAUCUGUUCAGUUCUUGCAGUAACAUGUAAAGUCAUAUUCAAACUAUCAGAGGCAUUAUGCUAUCAAAAACAGUGCAUCUCUUAUAGAUGCUUGGAGUGGGCAUGAGGAACUUGAGUUACAAUCAAACAUGUUAUAGGUUAAAUAUUCUAUAGUAGUAAUUAUAUUUAAAUCUAUAAUGUGUCAUUUCUGCACCAUUAGUGACAAAUAAGCAUUGCUUUCAAACAGCUUUCCCAAAUACCCUCCCCAAACGGAUACCUUUGAGUCAAUGUUGCAGUGUUGCAAUGUGGACAGGCCACUUAAACAGCUAUUUUUAUAGCGCCACUAGGGAGUGUUUACAGUUUUUUUUAAAAAUCUAACUUCGAAUGGCUUACUUAUCGUUUUCUCUGCAUAUUAAGCUGAGAAAUUAGAAAGUAUUUUAACAUCAAAAAGGUUACACUUCAUCUUUAGGUGUCCAGCGACAGAUGCUGUAACUAUGGCAGUGGCAUCUGUUUGGCACAUAAUCAUCCAAAACUGGAGGGAAAAAAAAGAUUUUAAAGACUUGAAGGCAUUGCAUUUCUAAAAUUGCAUGAGCAAAAAAACUGGCAGAAAUCAUGAGCAAUAAAGUAUAAAUAUUAUAUAUAAUAGCAUAAAUAUGAUUCAUGAUUUCUGCCAUUUGUUUUUUGCUCAUGCAAUUAUUUAUAUAUAUAUAUUAGACAAUCUGGGCUCACUUUGAGCACAUUCUUGAGAAUUUGUUGCACUGUGGUCCCUCUGUCCCUACAGACCCAGAACUGAAGAAUACUUUGAUAUCCCCUUUAUUCUGACAGCAGUAAGGCCACAUUCUCUGGAUCAGUCCUCAUAUUCUCCACCACAAUCUAACACUGCAGAUUGCUCCUGAUGGUUUGCUAUUCAUGUAGUAAGACAUAUGUUAAGAGUUUAGUUUUUAAGUUUAUAUAACAAAAGUGAUAAUGCACAAAGAAUCUUAAUGAAUUGCCAAGAAUUUGUUUGAAUGGGAGAAAUAAAUUAAUCGGUAGACUGUAGCUUCCAACGUCUGUGCUUAAAAAAAUAUUUUUCACAUAUUGUUCUCACCAGUGGUGACUUGAAAUGGACUUUAUCAAAAUGCCCUUAAGUCUUCCACCAAAUAAUGGGUCUGUGAGAAUGAUUUUAUUUAUGCAUUUUUACAAACAAAUGAAUCAUUACAAAUCCUUAAAUAAAUAAAUAAACUGUUGCGUUUUA
Molecule: messenger RNA, 3964 nt
Organism: Xyrauchen texanus (razorback sucker)
Lineage: Eukaryota; Metazoa; Chordata; Actinopteri; Cypriniformes; Catostomidae
Product: transcription elongation factor, mitochondrial-like
Exons: 4
Coding region: 65-1153 (362 amino acids)
Biological process (GO): transcription elongation by mitochondrial RNA polymerase; mitochondrial transcription
Cellular component (GO): mitochondrial nucleoid
Molecular function (GO): nucleic acid binding; DNA polymerase processivity factor activity
Source: RefSeq, a predicted model, not a curated record